AAGACCGACGUCCAUUUUAUCUCUGGCUCGUAGAAAUCAUCAAAAAAAUGAAGCCGGGGCUUCUUCUAUGGAGUCCUGGCUAUCUCUCUCCACUAUCUUUCCACUCACUUUCCCUCAAAAUUCCAACUACCAAACACGUCCCGCUACUGCCACCAAUAUCUGCCUCUCUUGAUUCAAGUGACACCCAAGUUCAACAGCAGCAGCUAUCAGCGAGGGAGAGAAGGCAGCUAAGAAACCGAAGAAGAGAGAGCAAAUCAGGUUAUAGUUGGAGAGAAGAAGUUGAAGAAAAGCUCCUAAAAAAACCCAAGAAGAGAUACGCUUCUUGGACUGAGGAACUUAAUCUUGAUAGCUUGGCUCACUUGGGUCCUCAAUGGUGGGUGGUUCGAGUUUCCCGGGUUAGAGGUCUCGAGACUGCCGACGUCAUGGCUCGUUCACUCGCUAGGAACUUCCCUGACAUCGAAUUUAAGAUGUAUACUCCAGCUGUUCAGGAGAAGAAGAGGUUAAAAAAUGGUUCGAUAUCAAUUAAACCGAAACCCUUAUUUCCCGGGUGUGUUUUCUUAAGAUGUGUACUGAACAAAGAGAUUCAUGACUUCAUAAGAGAGUGCGAUGGAGUUGGAGGUUUUCUUGGUUCCAAGGUCGGAAAUACAAAAAGACAAAUAAACAAACCUAGGCCAGUGUCUGUUGAUGACAUGGAAGCAAUCUUCAGACAGGCCAAAGAAGAACAAGAAAACGCUGAUCAAGCAUUUGAGGAAAAACAGCAAGGAGAAAUAGCCCUCAUUCCGGAUAAGCUGAAUAUAGAAUAUAAUUUAGAUUCCAAUGGUGUUACAGCCUCUGUUUUGGAUUAUGAGCCAAAACAACAAUCUAGAAAGAGUUCUAAUACUGUAGUAAAGGGGGCAAAGGACUCCAAGCAACUUGUCCCAGGUUCAAUUGUUCGAGUUGUGUCUGGGACUUUUGCAGAAUUUGUAGGCAGCCUCAAGAAAUUGAACCGCAAAACUGGAAAGGCAACCGUGGGAUUUACACUAUUUGGGAAAGAAAGCCUGGUAGAGCUAGAUGUCAAGGAUAUCGCACUGGAAACAAAGUGAUAUGAAUGUGCUUUCCUGAUAAUCAUUACGGUUAAAGGAAAAUGAAGGAAAGUUUUAAUGGAAUCCAGCUGUGAAAGCCUAACUCCAGCAUUGGCUUUGCUACUGAGGAGGGAGGACAACUUUAUACUUGUUAAUAUCAUGCUACUGACAUAGUGGGGCAUGUUAAUACAAAUCUUCAAAUUACUUUUAAGUGCUACUUUAAGGCCGUGGAGACUAAAAAGAUGGCUUUUAACAAUAUUCUCGAAAGAGCGGAUAUAGCUAGCAUUGCUGUUGAAAAUAGAUUUUGUCGUCAAAAACCGCUUUUGACCCAACA
Molecule: messenger RNA, 1395 nt
Organism: Durio zibethinus
Lineage: Eukaryota; Viridiplantae; Streptophyta; Magnoliopsida; Malvales; Malvaceae
Biological process (GO): transcription elongation-coupled chromatin remodeling; DNA-templated transcription elongation
Source: RefSeq, a predicted model, not a curated record